AUGAGUGUAAUAAAUGAAACACCUGAAAACAACUUACCUACGGAAGAUGAGAUUGAUCAAUUAGCAAAUUCAAGAACAGGAUUACUGAGUUAUUUUAAAGUUGCUAAGGUUGAAAUGCCUAAAUUUUUUAUACUUGGUAUUAUGUUUGGAUUAAUUAACUUUGUGUAUUCAUUUUUAAGAAUUUUAAAAGAUUUAUUUGUGAUGGUAAGGCAAGAUCAGAAUUCAAUUAUGUUUAUGAAAAUUUUUUAUGUUCUUCCUAUAUCUUUUGCAUCUGUAAUUUUAAUACAGUGGCUUAUGCAAAAUAAACCUGUAUCAUCGAUUUUUAAUCUAUUUCUAAUAAUUUUUACUGCAUUUUUCUUCGGACUAGGGGCAAUCUUUUUGUUUGAAGAGAAAGUAACACCAUCUAGCUUUUUAUUUAGAGAUAUUUUCGCUGAUAACAAAGGUGCAUUGAAGGGAUUGAACUUUAUAAAAUAUUUUUUAAUUACAGCUAACGAGCCCGUUUCAACUUGUAUUUUUAUAAUAGCAGAAAUGUGGGGCAGUUUACUUAUGGCUUAUUUAUACAUGAGUUUUUUAAAUGAAAGUUGUACUAUCAGACAGUUUACAAGAUUUUUACCACCUUUUUACAUAAUAGCAAAUUUAGCUUUACUAGUAUCUGGAUUAGCCAGUAGUUCUUUCAGAGAAUUGCGAAAAGGAUUUAGCUAUGAGCAAAAUCAGUUAUUAUAUUCUUCGGUUUUUAUUGCCAUGGGCGGUAUAUGUCUAAUAUUAAUGUACAUGAAAUAUUAUUUCGAGAAUAAAAUAAUGAGUGUACCAAUAUUUAUACCUUCUAAUACGAUAAAAAAGAAACAAAAAGUUAGUGUAGGUUUCUCCGAAGGUAUUAGUAUAAUGAUGAAAUCAAAAUUAUUAAUGUCACUUUGUAUAAUAGUCUUUUUUUACAAUAUAACAUUUAAUUUAAUUGAAUCUGUCUAUAAAGCAGGAAUUAAAGCUGCGUCAAAAAGUUUAGGAUUAGAGGUAGGAGAAUACUCCGGCAAAUUUAAUACAAUAGAUCAAAUAUUGGUAGCAGUUACUGUAAUAACACUUAAUUUGUCAGCAUUUUCUACUUUAGUAGAAAGUAGUGGAUGGAUUACUAUGGGGCUCUUAACACCUUUAUUCUUGUUGUUGGGGUCAAUAAUCGUUAUGGGAGCAUCAAUCUACAAUUCUGCCAUUGAAGGACUUGCUUUUUCAUGGAUUUCUGUAUUUUUUAAAAAAAUGUCGUACAUUUAUACGAUCGAAAAUUACAGUGGAAUGUUCUUUUUAGCAUUCAUAAAAGUAUUAAAAUAUUCAGCCUUUGAUAUUUGUAAAGAGAAAAUGGGUAUGAGAAUCGAUCCUGCACACAGGGCACGGUUUAAAAGUGUUUAUGAUGGUAUUUUUAAUAAAUUAGGAAAAUCUAUUGGUUCAUUAUAUGGACUAGCCAUAUUAGUAGCACUUGAUACUGAUAAUGUAAGGAAGGGUAGUCCAAUCACAUUAACGAUUGCAAUAAUAUUGAUUUAUAUUUGGAUUAGAGCUAUAAUCUAUUUAGCGGGUGCAUAUAACGUUUCAAUUAAAAAUAAUACAAGUGUAGACAUAGAUUUAAUAAAAGACGACAAAAAAGAAAACGCAGAAUAA
Messenger RNA from Vairimorpha ceranae, 1641 nucleotides. Its product is annotated as atp adp translocase. The transcript has a single exon. The record is from RefSeq and is a predicted model, not a curated record. Lineage: Eukaryota; Fungi; Microsporidia; Nosematidae. The coding region runs from base 1 to 1641 and encodes 546 amino acids. Gene Ontology annotation, biological process: nucleotide transport. Gene Ontology annotation, molecular function: ATP:ADP antiporter activity. Gene Ontology annotation, cellular component: membrane.